Messenger RNA from Synchiropus splendidus (mandarinfish), 2925 nucleotides. RefSeq names its product COP1 E3 ubiquitin ligase (gene cop1). Gene Ontology annotation, biological process: proteasome-mediated ubiquitin-dependent protein catabolic process. NCBI's taxonomy places the organism in Eukaryota, Metazoa, Chordata, Actinopteri, Syngnathiformes, Callionymidae. Gene Ontology annotation, molecular function: protein binding; ubiquitin protein ligase activity. The coding region runs from base 314 to 2437 and encodes 707 amino acids. The transcript is spliced from 20 exons. The record is from RefSeq and is a predicted model, not a curated record.
GGAAAGAAGAGGAAACUCCACCGAUUCUUCUCUGAUGCUAAAUGUGGCUAACCGGCUAAUCCGAUACACAACGUAGUAUAAGGUAUUUUAUCUGUUUUAUGUUGAUUCUUUUCAGUCAUUUUUAUAGGAUGGUUUAAAUUUUACUUUGUGGAUGAGGACAUCAGCCGGUACUCUGAUGUUCGGCCGCAGCAGCUUUUUUUGCAGGAUGCUAACAGAGCAGCAAGUCAGCUAACAAGCCGAUCUGUUAAAGUAUCCACACCGAUGCUUUGAGCGGCAUCGCGACCGAUUUUGGGAGGUUUGUCGUCGGCGUUGCAUGAUGUCAAGCAACCGGUCGCAGCAAGUCGCUGGUGGUGCAGGUUCAGUACCCAGCACAAGCGCUGGUGGAACUGGUAACUCCAGUGGUGGAAGCAACGCUGUCCCAAGCAACGGCUCCGGAUCUGUUGUGCCCCCUCGCCCUCUUGCUCCUUCAUCAGCAGGAGGAGACAGCAGUAUGUCCGUGCCAACUUUGGCCUCCGUGCCAACGUCCCGAGGCGGAUUCGCCUCGCUUAGCCGACCGUCCGCGUCCUCGGGCAGUAGAAAGAAGUCCCACCACCAGGCACCUUUGUACAACGGACUCUUAAAUUCCUAUGAAGAUAAAAGCAACGACUUUGUCUGCCCCAUUUGCUUUGAGAUGAUCGAAGAGGCACAUAUGACCAAGUGUGGGCACAGUUUUUGCUUCAAAUGCAUCCGCCAAAGUUUAGAGGAAAACAAUCGCUGUCCAAAGUGUAACUACACUGUUGAUAAUGUAGAUCAACUGUACCCCAACUUUCUUGUGAAUGAGCUCAUCCUUAAGCAGAAACAAAGGUCUGAGGAAAAGAGACUGAAAUUAGAUCAUCAUAACGGGUCCAGGUGGCAGGUCUUCCAGGAUGUAUUGAGCCCCGAUCAGGAAAACUUGGAUUUGGCAAACGUUAAUCUGAUGCUGGAGCUUUUGGUGCAAAAGAAGAAGCAGUUGGAGGCGGAAUCCCAGGCCGCUCAGAGACAAAUCCUCAUGGAAUUCCUUAUAGAGGCACGCAGAAACAAAAGAGAGCAACUGGAGCAACUACAGAAAGAGCUCAACUUCCUGGAGGAUGACAUCAAGCGUGUUGAGGAAAUGAGUGGCAUGUACUCCCCAAUCAUGGAGGCAGAGUGUACGGUGCCCAACGUCGAAGCACCGUCACCUUCACCCAGUUGUAGCAUUAUGGAGCCACCAGACUAUAGCCAUCCUCCUGGAUUCGGUGGAACCACACAGGGUAAAAGACAGACCUGGUACAACAGUACGUUGGCGUCGAGGAGGAAGAGACUCACAGCUCAUUUUGAAGACCUGGAGCAGUGCUACUUCUCCAACAAAAUGGCUCGCAUCACAGAUGAAGGCAGGAAUCUAAAUCAGCUGGACGACUUUAUGGAGUGUUUGUCAAAGUUCACCCGGUACAAUUCUGUACGGCCACUGGCCACUCUCUCAUACGCCAGUGACCUUUACAAUGGCUCCAGUAUUGUCUCCAGUAUUGAGUUUGACAGAGAUUGCGAUUACUUUGCCAUCGCCGGAGUGACAAAAAAAAUAAAGGUGUUUGAGUAUGGCACUGUGAUCCAAGAUGCUGUUGACAUCCACUACCCCAUCAACGAAAUGACCUGCAAUUCCAAAAUCAGCUGUAUCAGCUGGAGCAGUUAUCAUAAGAACCUUCUGGCCAGCAGUGACUACGAGGGUACCGUCAUCCUCUGGGAUGGAUUUACAGGCCAGAGGUCCAAAGUUUACCAGGAACAUGAAAAGAGGUGCUGGAGCGUUGACUUUAAUCUGAUGGAUCCCAAGUUGUUGGCAUCAGGUUCUGAUGAUGCUAAAGUUAAGUUAUGGUCAACCAAUCUGGACAACUCGGUCGCAAGCAUUGAAGCCAAGGCCAAUGUCUGCUGUGUUAAAUUCAGCCCGACGUCGAGGUAUCACCUGGCCUUCGGCUGUGCAGACCACUGUGUUCACUACUACGACCUGCGCAACACGAAGCAGCCCAUCAUGGUGUUCAAAGGCCAUCGGAAGGCUGUGUCGUACGCCAAGUUUGUCAACGGAGAGGAGAUUGUAUCCGCGUCGACAGACAGUCAGCUAAAACUCUGGAACGUGAACAAACCCCACUGUCUGCGGUCGUUCAAGGGUCACAUCAACGAGAAGAACUUUGUGGGACUAGCAUCAAAUGGAGACUAUGUAGCUUGUGGAAGUGAGAACAACUCUCUUUACCUCUACUACAAAGGACUUUCCAAGACACUUUUAACUUUCAAGUUUGACACCGUGAAGAGCGUCCUGGACAAAGACAAGAAGGAAGACGACACCAAUGAGUUUGUUAGCGCCGUAUGCUGGAGAGCCCUGCCUGAUGGGGAAUCCAAUGUUCUGAUCGCUGCCAACAGUCAAGGAACAAUUAAGGUUUUGGAGCUUGUUUGAAAACACUCUGGACCCAACGUGAUGGACUCUUAAAACUGUGACGCUCAUUCGUAAGAUUCAGUUCUGGCUCCAGCGGGUGCUGGCCUGAUAUUACUAGCACAGCCAAAAAAUAUAAAAGUCUUAAUUUUUUUCUAAGACUUUUAUAAGUAGGAAGAAAAAACUAGGACUGUGCUGUCAUCGGGAAGAACAACAUUCUAGAAAGAGCAGUCAUGUUUCCUUCAAGCUAAAUAAGAUAUAUCUGCUUAAACUUUUUUUGUUUUCAUUUCUUUGAAAACCAUUUUAACCGUGAUUCUCUCAGAAGUUCAAAUCCUACCACAUACUUCUCCUUCUAUCAUCCUUUUUUAAAACCAAAGCACAAAAUAAAAUGACAUGCAAAAAUGUGUUAGUUUUAAUUGAAAUUGUUUUUGUCAUUAGCUUUUUUUUCUGCUUCAUUGUGUGUUGUAUCUGUGUUUUUUCAGGGUUGGGAUGAAAAAUUUUAAUAAAUAUGA